AGUGUAUCCUAGCGCGCGUUCUCAGCUCCGGGGGUCUCGAGAGCGUGUUUUGAAUCUAACCGUCCGCUCAGGUGAGCCGCAGGUGGACCGGGCCGGGCCGGGCUGCGGCGCAGGGCAGUGCCGGGCAGACGGUGCGUGUGUGUCGGCUGGGACUGGAGCGAAGUGCCGGAGCCGCCGAGCAGAAACCAGAAAUGGCAGACGCCAGAGACGCAAUGGAUGAUGACCUGGAGGAUGGGGAGAUCUCAGACUCCAACUCGGAUUCAGAGAUGAGAUCCGCAGCUGAAGCCAGACCCCAGGCCACUGCCGCUCCGGCUUUCAGCGGCCAGUCGUUCCAGAGCAGAGCCGCCCCCCAGGCGUCUGCCGCCGGCUACCGCUGCAACGUGAGCACAGCGGACUCCAGCGACAGCGACCCGGACUCAGACGAGGAGGCUGCGGUUUGGCGCCGCAAACGUCAGAAAGUGUCCCAAGCUCCUCCGCCACCUUCAUCUGCAGCCCGCAACUUCACCUACCCCACCCAGCCAAACCCGCCCCAGGCUCCCUGCAGCGUGCCAGGAGGCCGCAAGGUCAACAACAUCUGGGGCUCCGUGGUCCAGGAGCAAACCCAGGACGCCAUCACUGCGGAGCUGGGCAUAUUUGGCAUGGAGGGGGAGGUGAGCAUGUCUAGCCGAAGCGUGGAGACCUACAACUUUGUUCUGGCACGCAAGAUAAUGGAGAAGGAGAGGGAGGAGGAGAAGCAGGUGAGGAAUCAAGGAGAAGUGUCCAUGCUGGACUCGGAGCUGGAUGAUUACAUGAAGGGCCGGGGGUCUGAGAGCGGAGGCAGCGAGGCCAAGAGGAAGAGACCAGCUAAAGAGAGACUGGGCCCCAUGGCUGUGAUGGACAUCAAGGGCCGGUAUGAGAUCACGGAGGAUGACCCCGAGGACAGGGUGGUGGAUGAGAUCGCAUACAGGCUACAAGAGCCCAAAAAGGAACUGAUAGAACGGGUUGUCAGGGUCAUUGGGAAGAAAAAAGCAAUAGAGCUGCUCGGGGAGACCGCCACGCUAGAGGAGAGCGGAGGGGUGUACACCCUGGACGGCAGCAGGAGGCGGACGCCCGGCGGGGUGUUCCUCAACCUGCUGAAGAACACACCAAGCAUCACCAAGGCGCAGACCAGGGAGAUCUUCUUGGACGAGAACCAGAAGGAGUACAAGAGCAAGAAGGCGGCGCAGAAGCGGAGGAGGCACCUGGUGGCCAAGAAGAUGAAGCAGGCCCUCAACACGCUGAACCUGCAGGAGCACGACGACGUCUCCAGAGAGACUUUCGCCAGUGACACCAACGAGGCCUUGGAGUCCCUGGAGGACGUGGCUGAAGAGGACGGACAGGAAGAAGCCGCUGCGGGCACCGAGGACACGGCCGUGGUCUACAACUCCACAGACCUGGAGGUCUUCUGAGGCCAACGGGUGCCGCCUGUCCCAGUGAGGACGUCCUGGACUGAGAUGAAACGUGAAACACUGAAAGCACUGUAAAAUCAUUCUCUGCUGCACUCAGAAGCCCCUUUUCUUUACUUUAGUAAUAAAAAGUUAUUAGUUUGGUACAGCACACGUUUGUAUCUUUAAACAUGACAGUCAAAUUGAACAUGAGUUGGUUUUUAUUGUGUUAAAACGUUACCUGCCUUGAGUUCACAUACUUAAAUUGAACAAGAGAUAAAAGAGAACUUUACACUUUGGGAUAAUAAUGACUGUCUUAAUCUGUUGUUUUUUUUUUGUUGUGGGUUUUGUUUUGUUUUUUGCUUGUUUGUUUGUUUUCCAGUUCUAUUAUACUUGCAUUAGAUAAAGAUGAAGUAUUGAUUUAUUGAAUUUACAUACACAGAAUUGUAUAUGUUGAAAGAUAAGUAAAGGUGACGUCAUCUCAGUAAAAUGGCUUGGAUCAGUGUUGAGUUGGACGUGGGCAAUUUACAUGUUGCAACAUUUUUUUAUUUGGCUUAUGGUGACACGUGCAGGAUCAUAAAGGCUGUAAAUGACAGACUUUGUUUUCAGUAGGUCAGUAUGUCUGGCCCCAGUAUCAUCAUAAGUCAAAUUAGUUUAAAAGAAUCAGAAAAAAAUCCCCAUCCACAAAAAAAAAAAAAAAUGUACAGUUGUGUCAGUGCACCUGUUUGUCCACUAGAUGGCAGACACACUCUUCCCCCACAAAC
Molecule: messenger RNA, 2167 nt
Organism: Myripristis murdjan (pinecone soldierfish)
Lineage: Eukaryota; Metazoa; Chordata; Actinopteri; Holocentriformes; Holocentridae
Gene: phax
Product: phosphorylated adaptor for RNA export
Exons: 2
Coding region: 192-1427 (411 amino acids)
Biological process (GO): snRNA export from nucleus
Cellular component (GO): nucleus
Source: RefSeq, a predicted model, not a curated record